Molecule: messenger RNA, 651 nt
Organism: Saccharomyces eubayanus
Lineage: Eukaryota; Fungi; Ascomycota; Saccharomycetes; Saccharomycetales; Saccharomycetaceae
Gene: FUR1
Product: uracil phosphoribosyltransferase
Exons: 1
Coding region: 1-651 (216 amino acids)
Source: RefSeq, a predicted model, not a curated record
AUGUCUUCAGAACCAUAUAAGAACGUUUACUUGCUACCUCAAACCAACCAACUGUUAGGUUUGUACACUAUCAUCAGAGAUAAGAAAACAGCUAGACCCGAUUUCAUUUUCUACUCCGAUAGAAUCAUUAGAUUAUUGGUUGAAGAAGGUUUGAACCAUCUCCCAGUGCAAAAGCAAAUUGUAGAAACCGACACCAGCGAAAACUUCGAUGGUGUUUCAUUCAUGGGUAAGAUCUGUGGUGUUUCCAUUGUUAGAGCUGGUGAAUCUAUGGAACAGGGUUUGAGGGACUGUUGUAGAUCUGUACGUAUUGGUAAGAUUUUGAUUCAAAGAGAUGAAGAAACUGCUUUGCCAAAGCUGUUCUAUGAAAAAUUACCAGAAGAUAUCUCUCAAAGAUACGUCUUCUUAUUAGACCCAAUGUUGGCUACUGGUGGUAGUGCAAUCAUGGCUACUGAAGUCUUGAUCAAGAGAGGCGUCAAGCCAGAAAGAAUCUACUUUUUAAACUUAAUCUGUAGUAAAGAAGGUAUUGACAAAUAUCACGCUGCUUUCCCAGAUGUCAAGAUCGUUACUGGUGCUCUAGACAGAGGUUUAGAUGAGCACAAGUAUUUGGUUCCAGGUUUAGGUGACUUUGGUGACAGAUACUACUGUGUUUGA